UUGUCAUCUGUAUAAUGCAAAGAUAAAUUGAAACAACUUCAAAUCCCUUGAUGCACAAAAUUCACAGGAGCUAUCAAAACCCCAAAAGAGUAUGUUUGGAAGUGAAGUCUUAGAGAAAAAGGGAAGCAAAUGCGAUUUUUUAUUUUUAAAUUAAGAGAUAUAUAAUAUUUAUAUAAAAGAUAAAGAUUAAUACAUUAAAUUUAUGCUAAUCUUUCAUUUUUUAAAAAUUAUCAAACUAGAGAACAUUAAUUAGAACUGAAAAAUUUGUCAUCCUUUCCCUCCAAAAUAUAACUCUUAAAACUACUUUAACAAAACAAUUACUAACACCUCAUCAUAAGCAAAUAUUAUGUUGAUUGAGCAAUUUGACCAAAAGAAAUAAUAUGAAAAAAAAUUAUUUCAGAGUGCAUGAUAUUUCCCAAAUAUUCUUAUUGGAUAACCAUGACACUCCCCAAAAAUAAAGAAUCAGGACGUUAUGGAAUUGUGUAUCUACUAUCUAGCAGUACUGGAGGCAAUAUAAAUCUCAAGAUACAAAUUCUAGUAACCAAAAUCAAUAACCCUAUUAGGCAACUCAAAAGGUCAUAACAUAUUAAACGAGAAUAAGAAAUUAUAAUAAAUUUUGAAAAGCCAGUAUCAAUAAGAACACUAAAUGGAGAAACCGAAAAAGUUAUUGGCAGGGAAAGAGUGAUUAAAGAAUAAGAAAGGAAAGCUCUCACACAGAAGCCCGUUUUGAUCAUGAACAACUCCAUAGAAGCCCCAACCAAAGCUGAACCAACCCCAAUCUUCAAGUACCAAUCAAGAAACUUCAUUCUGAACUGGAUGAAAUUGAACAAUGAUCACUGAAAUUCAAUCUGAAUACAUAAUUGAUUAAUUGCAAAUCCAACACUACUCCGAACCAAUGUAUAAAUCUCAAUUUUCAAAAUCUAGAAGCAUUCAAACUAACUACAACCAGCUCGAUAAGUAUAAGGAAGCAAAUUGAAGGAUGCGAAAGCCACGUGAACCUGAUUUGGUCAUAAAUUCAACAUCAUGUUCUCAAUGGAAGUUGAAUAUUCAGUUAAAGAACCAAAAGAAUCAAAUAAAAAAACACAAAUUUUAUGACACGCAUCCUUCCAAAACUCAUCAAAUCAUUUAUUUAGAAAUAUCCACUCAAACUUCACCAGAAUCGCUCGCAAAAGCACCGAAAAAAAAAAAACUGAACGCAGAGCCAAAAUCCUUCGAAGACGAAAGGGAAAAAAGCAGCAAAAACAAAAGAAAAUCAAAUUCAAAAUAUGUAAAUCGACAAGAUAUAGAAAAAAGUGAAAGGAGAGAUCAGAGUAGAUACCAAUUAUUAGGCUUUCGUCUACCACUUUGUUUUCAGGAACAUCGUCCUUUUCAAAAAAAUUUUUGUCAUGAAUUUUUUUGUUUUUGGUCAACAGUUCUUUGGUUAGUUUUUGAGGGGUUUUCUUUUCCUUGUUUAUGAACAUAAUGGACCAAAGCCCAAAUUGUUUUACCUUAUCACGGGCCCAAAUAAAAAAAUCUAGAAACGCAAUCCUAUUUGGAAAACAUAGUGUAAUCUAAACCGUUAAAUUAACUAACCUCAUUCGACGAAGAUAAUUCAACCACGUCAUCGAUCCGUGCGACACGCUAUUUUCCAAUAGGAAUCCAUCUCUAAUCCCUAUAUAUGGUUCUCUUUAAGCCUUAUCACUCACUCAUCGCAUAGCGUAGCACUCGUCACUUUUUCCGCACACGCAAGCCCGACCGAAAGAAGUGUGUAGAACUUCGUCGCCGUCGUAAUCCAUGGCUCCCGCAAAGGCUGAGAAGAAACCAGCGGAGAAGAAGCCGGCGGCGGAGAAGGCUCCGGCCGAGAAGAAGCCUAAGGCGGAGAAGAAGAUCUCGAAGGAAGGAGGAAGCGACAAGAAGAAGAAGCGCGUGAAGAAGAGCGUGGAGACAUACAAGAUCUACAUCUUCAAGGUGCUGAAGCAGGUCCACCCUGACAUCGGUAUUUCCAGCAAGGCCAUGGGGAUCAUGAACAGCUUCAUCAACGACAUCUUCGAGAAGCUCGCUCAGGAGGCUUCGCGUUUGGCUCGCUACAAUAAGAAGCCAACCAUCACCUCUCGGGAGAUCCAAACCGCGGUGCGUUUGGUGCUUCCCGGUGAAUUGGCCAAACACGCCGUUUCUGAAGGAACCAAGGCCGUUACCAAAUUCACUAGCUCUUGAAUCAGGAUUUGCCGGUUGAUUGUAUCCGAGAUCUAGGGUUUUCUGUGGAUUUUUAUUUUUAUCUUUUAAAUUAGAAUGUAGAUGUAAUGUUAUUAACAGUUGUUAAUGGAAGCUUUUUCUAUAAAUAAUUAUAUGCUCUUUAUCUUAUAGUUGCGUGAUUGUGCAUUUUGUUUUUGGCGGUUGUUGUUUUUUGCCCCAAUUCAGUGAUCGUUUGUACCCUGAUGACAUUGAUUAUUGCUUCAACUUCAGACUUUAGAACUAAACGCGGUAGGUAGUUUUAAUAACGCCCCAAUUAGAUUUUUGACUCAUGUAAUUUCGUUUUUAUUUUUAUUUUACAAUUCUUUAAUUAAUGUGGAUGGAUAUGUAAAUAAUCAUAAGAGUAUUUAUUGAUCACGUUAUUAUUUAUUAGUUAUUUGAAGAUUGAGAGUCUUAUUUGUUACAUCAUAAAAGAUUGAAAUGUUUGGAGAGACAAAUUAAUUGUCAUAAAAAUGUAAACGUUAAAAGGCAUCCAAGGCCAGAUUAUUUUUAAUUCUACCUGUACUAUCGUAUUUCAUGGCAAAUGAAAAGGCGGGCAUAUGUAUCAUUUACGUAAAGGUCUAAUUUUGGAGACCGUUCAUUUUCGGAUAUCUGAUUCUGCUAUAACUUGAGAUAUGCAGAUUGUAGUUGCUGUUAUGAUAUAUAUAUAUAUACAUAUGUUAGGUCAGGAGCUAGUUUUCAUGCCCUUGCCAUUUUCAUCUUAGAUUUUCAAUGGCCUGUGUUAGACUUAGUUAUUAACUUCCAUCAGAUGCCCCAACUUGGGAGUAUUCUGGGUGAUUUGAGAACGCAAAGUACUUGAUAUUGCCUAACUAUUAUCUAAAACGUGACAACUUUUUAAUAAUUUUUUCAUAAAUUAUAAAUUUUUUUAUCAGAUGUUUUGUAAUGAUUAAUUAAGAAUAUAAAAGUCACAACAAAAGUUGACUAAAUUGAAAACCUUUUGUGGUUUUAGUAAAUUUCAGUCAAAAUUAUGACUUUUAGUUGAUAAAAUUUAUUAAAUAUGUAUGUACAUUUUAAUUUUAUUAACAAUAAAGUAAAAUUAAUUGUUUUUACAAUUAACAUUUUCUCAAACACAUUCUAGUUAUAUGUUUUCCUUUCCUUGU
Molecule: messenger RNA, 3329 nt
Organism: Abrus precatorius (Indian licorice)
Lineage: Eukaryota; Viridiplantae; Streptophyta; Magnoliopsida; Fabales; Fabaceae
Product: probable histone H2B.3
Exons: 1
Coding region: 1774-2193 (139 amino acids)
Biological process (GO): nucleosome assembly
Cellular component (GO): nucleosome
Molecular function (GO): DNA binding; structural constituent of chromatin; protein heterodimerization activity
Source: RefSeq, a predicted model, not a curated record